AUUUUAAUGUACAAACAACUAAAUCACAAGUAGAUGAUCUUUGAACUGAACAUACCGCACAUAUUUUAGCACUGAUUGAUACAGUAGAUUAUCUAGUAUAGAGAUGGAAGGUGAAAGGGGUACUGUUGAGAACCCCCUCGUCCACACCCCAAAACCCAGGGUGGUGUGUUGUAUAGGAGACAUCCAUGGCUAUAUGGCCAAGCUGCAGAAGCUAUGGUCAAAUCUCGAAUCCCUCAUCGACCCAUCAGACUUCCAAUCCGCCCUCGUCAUUUUCUUGGGCGAUUAUUGCGACAGAGGGCCAGACACUGCCCGGGUGUUGGAUUUCCUGAUUUCGUUACCUUCACAAUACCCAAACCAGACCCACGUUUUCCUUUGCGGAAAUCACGAUCUUGCCUUUUCAGCUUUCCUCGGAGUUCUUCCUAAACCGCCAGAUGGCUCUGCUUUUGAGGACACGUGGACGGAGUUCGCCAUGAGUGAGCAGAGGGAAGGUUGGUAUAAGGGUGAAGGGUAUGGAAAUAUGCAUGUGCAGGGGAGGCGUUGGGCUGGGAAACACACAGAAACUUUCAAUGUUAAGAAAGGAACUCGCUAUAAGGGAUCGAUUUAUGACGCUGGUUCUACUUUUGAGUCUUAUGGAGUUCCGCAUGGCUCUGCAGAACUGAUGAAGGCAGUUCCUGAUGAGCACAAGAAGUUUCUUGCCAACACAGUCUGGAUACAUGAAGAGGAUAAUGUGUCAGUAGAAACCAAAGAAGGAACUAAAAAUUGCAAAUUGAUUGCUGUUCAUGCUGGACUAGAGAAAGGUAAUGAUGUUCAAGAACAGAUUAAAGCUCUCAAAGCUAAAGACACAAGCAUCCCAAAAGUAGCAGCUCUUAGUGGAAGGAAAGAUGUGUGGGAUAUUCCUGAGGAACUGACUAAAACUCCAACAGUUGUGGUAAGUGGCCACCACGGUGAGCUCCACAUUGAAGGCCUUAGGCUGAUAAUAGACGAAGGUGGUGGCCUAGAAAAUAAUCCCGUGGCUGCCAUCAUACUCCCUUCAAUGAAGAUCGUUCGCGACACAGAUUGUUAUAGUCAGGUGGCGUGAUCUGGUUCGGGUGGGAAGGAAAAGACGGCCUGGGCGAUUUUGAUCAUCGAUUGGAUAAAUUAUAUACAUGAUAUUCUUGUUACAACUACACAGUGUUCUUUAAUUAGUGCAAUUAAGUUUGGUUUCUAAAGUAGUUUUUAAAGUAGUUUUUGUUGAUAAUGGGUUGAAAUUUCGCCAAACUGCUGUUUGUUGCAUUUAGCACAAUUCCUCGAUGUGGUGAGUUUGAUAAGUUCAAUUACUCUGCACGACAACGUGCCAUUGCAAUUUGAUGUUUCAACAGGAUCCCUGUGUGGAGGGAAAAGUUACCCUGGCCGGGUGCAGAUUAUGGUUUUGAUCAUUGAUUGGAUAACUUAAUCACUUAUGCCCCUGUUAUUUUACGUGACAUUUCAUUGU
Cuscuta epithymum is the source of this 1471-nucleotide messenger RNA. Lineage: Eukaryota; Viridiplantae; Streptophyta; Magnoliopsida; Solanales; Convolvulaceae. The record is from the annotation of a GenBank genome assembly.